AUGGCGUCCAAUGAACCACCACGGUUCGACGAUUCGGAAGAUGAAGAAGACUUCAACCCUGCUCCCGCUGACCUGUCGGAUGAAGAACCCGCAAACGAUCACAAUGGAUCCCCGCGUAAGCUACACGCGAACGAUAGCGGUGACGAAGAUGACGACAAGGUAACACGCGAUAGUCGAAACAGCGGUGAGGAGGAUACGGACCAGAAUGAUGAAGACGGUGAAGACCGGGACCAAGAUGAGGAUGAAGAUGAUGACGACGACGACGACGAAGACAUCCAGCAGGGUCAUCGGAGAAAACGUCGCCGAGAUCGACGCAACGCCUUCUUCGAUAUUGAGGCCGAGGUUGAUGACGAAGAUGAGGGAGAAGACGGAGAGAAGGACGGCGAGGAAAUUGAAGACUUUAUCGAUAAUGAACACCCUGACGACAUUGCUGAGAGCGCCCGACUGGACGACGACCGAAGGCAUCGCGAGCUGGAUCGACGCCGUGAAAUGGAAGCUAGCUUGGAUGCCGAAAAGCAAGCAGAAAUACUUCGCCAACGAUAUGGAAAUAGACGUCCAGCCAAGGGCUUCGGAGAUUCUGCUGUUGUACCCAAGCGUCUCCUGCUUCCCAGCGUUGACGACCCCAGCAUCUGGGCCGUAAGAUGUAAAGAAGGCAAGGAGCGCGAAGUUAUUUUAUCCAUCAUGAAGCGCAUUGAAGAGCGAAUUGGGACAAAGGAUGAACUGGCCAUCACCGCUGCUUUCGAAAGAGGCGGCACCCAGUCCGUCAUGAAAGGCUUCAUCUAUGUCGAAGCACAACGCCAGACUGACAUUCUUGUCGCCUUGGAUGGCAUGUUGAACGUCUAUCCUCGCUCGAAAAUGACACUUGUGGACAUCAAGGAUAUGCCAGAACUUUUGCGAGUCACGAAAACACCAACACUAGAACCCGGCGCAUGGGUGCGACUACGUCGUCCAGCGAAGCAUGGUGGAGACCUGGCUCAAGUCCUCGAUGUUACGGAGAAUGGGUUAGAGGCAAGGGUGCGUUUUAUCCCUCGAUUGGACUAUGGCAUGCGGGAUGAAGCUCUGUCUAGUCUAUCGUCAGAUGGCAAGCGGAAAAGACCAGGUGCUGCUGGUCCUCGGCCGCCGCAAAGGCUAUUCAGUGAGAUUGAGGCUCGCAAGCGACAUCCACGCUACAUUCAGGGCAACCCCUCGACGAAUACUUGGUCUUAUAUGGGCGACGAAUUCGAGAAUGGCUUCCAGGUAAAAGACGUCAAGAUUCAGCAGCUGGUUGUGACAGACGUGAACCCAUCUUUGGAGGAGGUGACGAAAUUUGCUUCCGGUGCUGAGGACGGUACGGAGAAUCUGGAUCUCAAAGCACUUGCUGCUAGCUUGAAGGACAGCAAUACGCUAGUGACCUACCUCCCUGGUGACAUUAUCGAGGUGUACUCCGGUGAGCAAAAGGGUGUAGUAGGUAAGGCUACAAAUGUUCAGGGAGACAUCGUCACCAUGUCUGUUACGGAAGGUGACCUGGAGGGGCAAACAAUCGAAGUACCGACCAAGGGCUUACGCAAGCGGUUCAAGAUUGGUGACCAUGUCAAGGUCAUUGGUGGUAGUAAAUUCCGUGAUGAGGUAGGAACUGUCGUUAAGAUAUCGGAGGAUCGUGUCACCCUCCUAACAGAUCAAACGAAUACCGAAGUGACAGUCUUCAGUAAGGAUCUACGGGAAGCAAGCGAUAUUGGUGGUCAAGGAUCGCUUGGUCAGUUUUCGCUUCAUGAUUUGGUGCAAUUAGAUCCAACGACUGUUGGCUGCAUCGUCAAAAUCGACAGAGAAUCACUUGUUGUGUUGGACCAAUAUGGCGAUACAAGACAGGUUAUGCCAUCUCAGAUCUCCAACAAACUGCCUAAACGAAAGCAGGCUGUCGCCGCCGAUCGGGAGGGCUCAGAGAUCCGACUCGAUGAUGUUGUUAAGGAAUUUACGGGGCAACAUAGGCAGGGCAAGAUCAUUCAUAUUCACCGGUCUUACGUCUUCUUGCACACAAACGACAGCAACGAGAACGCCGGUGUCUUUGUAACCAAAUCUAGUAUGGUUAAUACCGUUGCUGCAAAGGGUGGGCGCGUCAACGCGGCAGCAUCUGGUCCAGAUCUAAGCACCAUGAAUCCGGCAUUAAAGAUACACAAGAAUGGUGGCGACAAUAAGGCCUCUCAAUCAGUUAAGAUGUUCGGCCGGGAUCGCGCCAUCAAUCAGACUGCCAUCAUAAAGAAAGGACCUUAUAAAGGCCUUCUUGGUAUUGUCAAAGAUACCACCGAUACUCACGCUCGUGUGGAGCUGCACACCAAGGGUAAGACGAUCACGGUGUCGCGUGAUUCGCUAAGCUUCAAAGACAAAACAACAGGUGCUACUAUUGAUAUCAAUGGUAGAGGGCGUGGUGCUCCUGGCAGUGGUUUUGCACGCAGCAGUGGUGACAAAAUGCCUGGCUGGCAGGGAGGUUCGCGCACUCCAAUUGGUACAGGCAGUUCCGAUCGUGUCCCAGCUUGGGGCUCACGCACGUGGCGAGAAGCACCAGUUGCUGGCGGACGGACCCCAGCUUGGAAGGCUCAAGAUUAUUCUGGCUCACGGACUCCGGCUUGGGCUGAUGGCUCACGAACUGUGAACCCUUACGAUGGCAGUCGUACGGCAUACGGCUCGGGAUCACGUACACCGGCUUGGCAGUCUGGAGCACGUACCCCUGCUAUUGGCGACGCUUUUGGGGCCGGUUCACGAACACCAGCUUACAUUGGAGGUAGCGCCGAUAGUUGGGCAUCGGGAUCGAAGACACCGGCAUGGGGAGCUUCAGCACCUACUCCAGGUGCCAGUGGAAAUGACUCGUGGGGUUAUACUCCUGGAGCAGCAACUACGGGCGCAUAUGAUGCCCCAACCCCUGCCAUUGGUGCCCCUACGCCCGGCGCAAUGAAUGCUCCAACUCCUGGUGCAUAUUCCGCUCCAACUCCAGCGGCUAGCGCGCCAACUCCUGGUGGUGGAUGGCAAGGCGGCUGGGGAACAGAGUCGGCCCCGACUCCUGCCGCCGCUGCCCCGACUCCUGGCGCAAGUGGCUACUACGGCGCUCCGACUCCGGCUGCAUACGGCGGUGCUCCUGAAACUCCAGCGGCCAGCGGGCCAAGGUACACGGAUGACGAUUGA
Molecule: messenger RNA, 3153 nt
Organism: Metarhizium album ARSEF 1941
Lineage: Eukaryota; Fungi; Ascomycota; Sordariomycetes; Hypocreales; Clavicipitaceae
Product: transcription initiation protein spt5
Exons: 3
Coding region: 1-3153 (1050 amino acids)
Biological process (GO): transcription elongation by RNA polymerase II; regulation of transcription by RNA polymerase II; regulation of DNA-templated transcription elongation
Cellular component (GO): DSIF complex
Molecular function (GO): protein binding; mRNA binding
Source: RefSeq, a predicted model, not a curated record